Mercurialis annua (annual mercury) is the source of this 4262-nucleotide messenger RNA. RefSeq names its product tetratricopeptide repeat protein SKI3. The record is from RefSeq and is a predicted model, not a curated record. Gene Ontology annotation, cellular component: Ski complex. The transcript is spliced from 20 exons. Gene Ontology annotation, molecular function: protein binding. NCBI's taxonomy places the organism in Eukaryota, Viridiplantae, Streptophyta, Magnoliopsida, Malpighiales, Euphorbiaceae. Bases 236 to 3826 code for a protein of 1196 amino acids.
AUAAAACCAUUUUCACCCAAGAAACCAAAGCACCAGUCUGGUCUUUAUAGCCGUCGUCCACCGUGUGACUCAGCGUCGGAGUGCUGCUUAAAAAUUUAAAAGCACUUGCGCCGUUGCAAACACCACCAAGCCUGGUAUAGCCACUGGCUAAUUUGAUACUGAAGCAACAAGGGUUUGAGAAAUCUGCUAAUCGGAGAAUUUCUACCUGGAGAACUGUGGAAUUGAAUUUGGUACAAUGACGGGUAACCAGCAAAAUGAAGAACAAGAAGAUGAAGAAGAAUAUGAUGGAAGGUUGAGGCAAUUGGAGGAGAGAAUAGAAGCACAUCCUGAAGACCCCUCUCUUCGUUUUGAACUCGGGGUAUUGCUGUGGGAGAAAUCAAAAGACGAGGCAGCCGAGCAAUUACUACUAUCGGCCAAAUUAAACCCUCAAAACUCAGCCGCUUUCAAAUAUUUGGGAGAUUAUUAUUACUAUCACUGUCGCCCAUCAGGUGAAGGUGAUAGCAAUGGUGAUUCUCAGAGGGCUCUCAAGUGUUACCAGAGAGCCAUCUCUCUCAAUCCAGAUGAUUCUGACUGUGGAGACUCCCUCUGCGAUCUGUUAGACCGCGUAGGGAAGGAGACAUUGGAGGUCGCACUUUGCAAGGACGCUUCACAAAAGUCUCCAAGGGCAUUUUGGGCAUUCAGGAGAUUGGGUUACCUUCACCUUCAUCACACCCGUUGGUCUGAUGCUGUUCCCUGCCUGCAACAUGCCAUUCGAGGUUAUCCCACCUGUCCUGAUUUGUGGGAAGCUCUGGGUUUUGCAUAUCAACGACUUGGUAUGUUUACAGCUGCUACUAAGUCCUAUGGCAGAGCCAUCGAGUUGGAGGAUACAAGACUUUUUGCUUUGAUUGAAAGUGGCAAUAUCUUCUUGAUGCUCGGUUCUUUCAGAAAAGGAAUUGAGCACUUUCGGCGAGCUCUGGAUAUUUCACCUCACAAUGUGGCUGCAAACUAUGGGCUAGCUUCUGGAUUGCUCAAUUUGUCAAAGGAAUGUAUGAAUUUGGGCGCAUUCAGAUGGGGAGCAUCAUUAUUAGAGGAUGCUGGGAAAGUUGCUGUUGCUACUGCUCAGUUGGCUGCAAAUGUUUCUUGCAUCUGGAAAUUGCACGGCGAUAUUCAAAUCAUUCAUGCAAAAUGUUUUCCAUGGACGGAAGGAGAUCACUAUACAGAGUUUGAUGAAAAAACUUUUAAUGCUUCCAUCUUUUCCUGGAACCAAGCUUGCAAUGCGGCUGCAAUGUCUGCGAGAAGGUCUUAUCAACGGGCUUUGCAUUUGACUCCUUGGCAAGCUAACCUUUAUAUUGACGUUGCAGUAACUUCAGAUCUCAUUUCUUCUAUGACUGAGAACUGUGGGCUUGAUUUUUAUUCUUGGCAGCUACCAGAGAAGAUGGCUUUGGGGGCCUUGUUACUUGAGAGUGACAACCCUGAGUUCUGGGUAGCACUAGGGUGUUUAUCCGGUCAUAACGCAAUGCAGCAACAUGCCUUGAUCAGGGGGUUGCAAUUGGAUGUAUCUUCAGCCGUUGCUUGGGCAUUUCUUGGGAAGCUAUUCAGAGAAGAAGGCGGGAUGCAAUUGGCAAGACAAGCAUUUGAUUGUGCUAGAAGUGUAGAUCCUUCACUUGCAUUACCAUGGGCAGGGAUGGCAGCGGAUGCGGAUACUAGGAAGCCUGUAGUAGAUGAGGCUUUUGAGAGCUGUUUAAGAGCCGUGCAGAUAUUGCCUCUGGCGGAGUUCCAACUCGGUCUUGUUAAGCUUGCUUUUCUUUCAGGGCACCUUGCAUCUUCACAGGUAUUUGGAGCCAUUCACCUGGCAGUCUUGCGCGCUCCGCACUAUCCUGAAUCUCAUAAUCUGAAAGGGCUAGUUUGCGAGGCACGAUGUGAUUAUCAAGCAGCUAUUGCCUCAUAUAGGCUAGCACGCUGCAUGAUCAACAUUUCAUCAGGCAAUGCUUCAAAAUCUCAUUUUCACGAUAUAGCAGUUAACUUGGCCCGAACCCUUUGUAAGGCUGGGUAUGCUGCAGAUGCUGUUCAAGAAUGUGAAAAUUUGAUGAAAGAAGGUAUUCUUGAUCCGGGAGGCCUCCAAAUUUAUGCCUUUUCUCUGUGGCAACUUGGUAAGAGUGACCUUGCCCUCUCUGUGGCAAUUGAUCUGGCUGGCAGGUUUUCUACAAUGGAGCAAACAUCUGCAGCUGCUUCUGUUAGUUUUUUCUGCAGAUUGCUUUAUUACAUUUGUGGACUAGAUUCAGCAAUUCCUAGAAUUGUAAAAAUCCCAAAAGAACUUUUCCAGAGCUCAAAAGUCAGCUUCAUACUGUCUGCUAUACAUGCUCUUGAUCAGAGUAAUCGGCUUGAGUCAGCUGUUUCCAGUAGCCGCAGCUCUAUUGUUUCUCAAGAAGAUAUCACUGGAAUGCACUAUUUAAUAGCGCUUGGUAAAUUAAUAAAACAUGGAUCAGAAUAUUUCCUUGGAUUUCUGAGUGGAAUCGAUCACCUAAAAAAGGCACUUCAUAAGUACCCUAACAGUGAACUGAUAAGGAAUCUACUCGGUCAUCUUUUGCUAUCCAGUGAAGAGUGGAAAGAAACUCAUGUUGCAAGUAGGUGUUCUACAAUAGACCGUCCUUGUAAUACCAAUAAAGUGGGAUUAAAGUCAGCUUGCGAGAUCCUUGGUGCUGGAUCCGUUGCUUGCUAUGCAGUUGGCAACAAAGAUCCGAAGUAUUCCUUCCCCACUUGCGGGUAUCAGUGCCAGAAUGGGCCUAGCGGCAUUCAACAACUGCAAAAAUACUUACGCCAAGAACCUUGGAAUCAUAAUGCACGAUAUUUGCUUAUACUUAAUAUUUUACAGAGGGCUCGAGAGGAGAGAUUCCCUCGGCAACUAUGUGUAGCUCUCGGACGACUGAUAAAAGCGGCACUUGGCAAUGAGCUAUAUGCUAGAGAAAGCUUGUCAUAUCAAUAUCAAAAGUUUCAGCUUCUGCUUUGUCAUUCUGAAAUUAGUUUGCAAGUUGGGAAUCCAAUAGGCUGUAUCAAGCUUGCUAAAAGAGCUGUGUCGCUUUCGCUUCCUGUGAACUAUUUGUUUUUUGGGCACUUGCUGCUAUGUAGAGUCUAUGCUGCUGAAGCUAAUCUCUUAAACCUUCAGGAAGAGUAUGUAAGAUGCCUGGAGCUUAGGACAGACUACCAUAUAGGAUGGGUAUGCCUUAAAAUCUUGGAAGCUCAGUAUGGCAUUCACUCUGACUCAAAUAUAUCAGAGCUGAGUUUCGAAGAAGGCUCAAAAGAAUGGAAGUAUUCAUGGAACAUGUGGAUGGCUGUAUUCAAUGUUGUUUUUGGUUUAGUAUCUUCAUGGAAGCAGGACUUUUCAUCAUCCGAAGAAUGUUUUGCGCAAGCAUAUUCAUUGGCGGGUGUUGACAGUUGUCUUUUUCUCUGCCAUGGUACUACCUGUAUGGAGCUUGCGAGGCAGUCGUGUAGUUCCCAGUUCUUGUCACUUGCUGUAAAGAGUCUCACCGGAGCUCACGCAAAUUCCAUUACCCCCUUGCCUAUUGUAUCCUUAUUGCUGGCACAAGCAGAAGGGAGUCUUGGUUCUAAGCAGAAGUGGCAGAAGAACCUCCGGCUUGAGUGGUAUUCUUGGCCAGCAGAAAUGAGACCUGCAGAACUCUUCUUUCAAAUGCAUUUGCUUGCAAGACAGUCAGAAUAUGGAUUGGACUCGUUGUCCAAUGUGGAAUUCUGUCAAACCCCUCGGAAAUGGGUCCUUCGAGCAAUUCAUACAAAUCCUUCCUGUUUGCGAUAUUGGAAGGUUUUGCAGAAGCUUAUUGAGGGAGUUAUCUAAUUGAGUUCACACUUGUGGAAGAUGUUUAGUUUUUUUGAAGCUUCUGCAUUAAGCGUUGGACAAAUACAUCAAAAAAGGGCUGUUGGUUCUGUCUUGGUGUCGUAAGGUUUAAUUGAAAGAUCGGGCUCCACAGCUGUUCCGGCUUGCUGGUGGAGGACCAUGCUGUGUUUUUUGCAUAUGAAUUGGUGCAGCUGCAACCUGCAAGUAAUUCAAUUGCACUCGUUGGACAGAAAUCUCAGGAGCAUAGCCGAUUUCAGUUGAGUGCAGCGCCAUUAGCCUGUAAAUUUAUGCGGAUAAUUUUUGAUAAUAAUGUAUUGGAUUUACUUUUAUAGUAUAUGUAGCGCAACCUUUUGAUUUAGUUGUGAAUUCCGCUAUUUGACACAUGUAUGGGAUAUUAUAAAAGCGUAAAUGCAUUAGAAAGUGCUGCCUUUAGGAA